AUGGUGAACGUAUUUUAUGUUCCAGUGUUCUUCAUCGUGUUUCGAGAGACACUGGAAACAAGCAUUAUUGUUUCCAUUUUGCUCUCCUUUCUCAAGAACCAGCUUGGCCCUCAAUACGAUGUCCAAGUCUACAAAAAGCUGAGGAAGCAAGUCAGUGUCAAUACUCGAAAUGUGCCAUGCAAGAAUGAAUGGGAAAAGGCAGAAGUCCUCUGGGAAGGUAUUUUUGCCUUGAUUGCGUCUAUAAUCAUCACUUUGAUGGGGGCCGCCUUGCUUCGCGUUUCAAAGCUCCAGGCAAAGUGGCGCGUCAAGUUAGCAAAAGCUUUGGAAUCCAAGGAAGAUGAUAGUCGACGGAAAACACUCUGGGGAAGGUUCAAGAUGUGGUGCGAAAAAUACGCCAUGUUCAUGUUGCCUUUCAUCACUGUGCUGCGUGAAGGCCUAGAAGCGGUGAUAUUCAUCGGAGGUGUCAGUUUGGGCGCUACAGCGUCCGCAAUCCCAAUACCCACCGUUGCCGGACUGAUUGCAGGUGCUGCGGUUGGAUACAUGAUCUACAAAGGAGGAAACUUUGUGCCUAUCCAGGUAUUCCUCAUUGUGUCGACCUGUUUUUUGUACCUAGUUGCAGGAGGACUGUUCUCUCGAAGUGUGGGAUUCUUCGAACAGUAUAAGGUGAGACGCUAA
Molecule: messenger RNA, 675 nt
Organism: Trichophyton benhamiae CBS 112371
Lineage: Eukaryota; Fungi; Ascomycota; Eurotiomycetes; Onygenales; Arthrodermataceae
Exons: 4
Coding region: 1-675 (224 amino acids)
Biological process (GO): iron ion transmembrane transport
Cellular component (GO): plasma membrane; high-affinity iron permease complex
Molecular function (GO): ferrous iron transmembrane transporter activity
Source: RefSeq, a predicted model, not a curated record